Molecule: messenger RNA, 213 nt
Organism: Homarus americanus (American lobster)
Lineage: Eukaryota; Metazoa; Arthropoda; Malacostraca; Decapoda; Nephropidae
Exons: 3
Source: RefSeq, a predicted model, not a curated record
GAGGAGGGGAGGAAGAAGGAGGAGGGUGAAGACGAAGUGAGGAAGGAGGAGGAGGAGGAGGGAACAAAACAACGCAGAACAGACCAUCACACACAUUCCUCACCUUCCUUACAUCACCAAAUUAAAAAGAAGGAGGGAAAGGACGGGAAGGAGGGAAGCCCUGCGCCUGCCAGUAUAAGCUUGAUUCCUCCUCCUCCUCCUCCCUCUCUUCCU